Molecule: messenger RNA, 1324 nt
Organism: Sitophilus oryzae (rice weevil)
Lineage: Eukaryota; Metazoa; Arthropoda; Insecta; Coleoptera; Curculionidae
Gene: Snap29
Product: synaptosomal-associated protein 29
Exons: 4
Coding region: 247-999 (250 amino acids)
Biological process (GO): synaptic vesicle fusion to presynaptic active zone membrane; exocytosis; synaptic vesicle priming
Cellular component (GO): plasma membrane; SNARE complex
Molecular function (GO): syntaxin binding; SNAP receptor activity
Source: RefSeq, a predicted model, not a curated record
UAGUUUCUAAAUGUAACAUGUAGUUUUCCGAACCCUGCUGACACCAUCUGACAAUCUGACACUGACGUUUAUAGUUUAUAUCAUUGUUAUUGUAGGAGUAUUGUAAAUUAAUUAUUUUUAUUAUCUAAUUAAUCUUCAUUAGAAUAAAAACGGGCAGUUUUUUAUUUGUAGAUAUAUAUGUAAACAAACAAAGCUAUUAAAAUUAGUAACAAUAAAUUUCAAAGUGACCAAGCUAGUGAUUUAAAUAUGUCGGGACACCAAUACAUAAAAUCUACGAAUCCCUUUGAUGAUGAUUAUGAUGUAGAUGACGAGACAUUCUUAAAAAAUUCCAGAUGGCAACCUAACCAGAAUAAAUUUGAUGCACAAGUUCAGAGUUUUCAAGAGCGUAAACGACAAAUCGAGGAGAAUACGAUUCGGAGUACUGAACAAAGUUUAAAUAUUUUAAGAGACUCUGAACAAAUAGGAAUAGCUACAGCCGAAGAACUGAUGCGCCAGCGAGAGAAAUUAGAGAAAACAGAUAAACAAUUGGACGAUAUUAAUAAUACUUUAAGAUUUUCUCAAAAGCACAUCAACGGAAUUAAAUCGGUUUUUAGUAGUUUAAAGAACUAUAUGUCAGGCAGGAACGAUAAGAGCCCAACAACAUCAAGUAGCACUCCUAGUACUGUAAAGGAAUCAGUCUCUAACACCAAUCUUCAGGAAAAGUUACAAACAUAUGAUCGUUUUAAUGAGCACCCUUCAACAAGACUUAGAGGGAGUGAUUAUAAUGCUUUGCAAACGCAAUCUUACAGUUCUGGAAGUAAGGAUUUUAGUGCAAAACUGGAUGCAAACUUACAGGAGAUGUGCAGCAAUAUUUCACGGUUAAAAGGUUUGGCAAGCGAACUGGGUGAAGAGAUUGACAGUCAAAAUGAUCUGAUAGAGAAUAUUACGAAUAAAACAGAACAGGCCGACCUAAGUAUUCAAAAACAAAAUAAGGACAUGACACGAAUCCUAAGAAAAUAAUAUUUGAAUAAUUAAUAUUUAAAGUUUUUUCUGGUCUAAAAAAUAAUCUAAAUAUUUCAGCUGUACCUAUUUUAUGGAUUGUGCUUUGGUAUAUUAAAUAUAAGGAGAUAUUUGAUGUAGUUCAUGUUAUAGUGUUAAGUGUACUCAUUUUAAAUCGUGUAGAUAGAAUUUAGUUCCUUGUAUUUUGUUAUGUAAAAAUGUAAAUUUGCAGUAUUUAUAUCCUACUCAAAAUAUAUUUACGUACUUUAUAAAAAUAAAACAAAAUUGUAUAUAAUUUAUUUUUAUUAUAAAAAAUGUAUUUUCAAUUAAAAUGUACAAAUAAGAA